Molecule: messenger RNA, 1844 nt
Organism: Phoenix dactylifera (date palm)
Lineage: Eukaryota; Viridiplantae; Streptophyta; Magnoliopsida; Arecales; Arecaceae
Source: RefSeq, a predicted model, not a curated record
UACCCUUCUGAACUCCCAAACAACUAAACAAACACAAACAUCAUGAAGAAUCUCCAUGAUCCACAGCCUCACUUCAUUUUGGUCCCUCUGGUGGCCCAAGGCCACCUGAUCCCCAUGCUCGACCUGGCCCGCCUCUUGGCCGAGCGUGGUGCUCGCGCCAGCUUCAUCACCACUCCCGUCAACGCCUAUCGCGUUAGGGCCGUCGUCGACCGGGUGAAGGAAUCCCACCUUCCAAUCCGAUUCGUCGAGCUUCCCUUUCCAUGCGCAGAAGCUGGCCUGCCUGAUGGCUGCGAGAAUUUCGACCUUCUCCCUUCCGAAGAUUAUAUCGACGCCAUGGUUGCAGCCCCAAAGCUGCUCCGAGGACCCCUCGAGCUCUACCUCCGAGCGCAAAAGCCUGGCCCAAGCUGCAUGAUUGCCGACUCCUGCAACCCAUGGACUGCGGAGGUUGCCGGCAAGCUGGGGAUACCGCGAGUCGUCUUCCAUGGGCCCUCCUGCUUCUACCUUCUGUCCACACACAACAUUAUUCUGCACAAAGUAAACGAGCGCAUAACCGACGAGUUUGAGCCCUUCCUGGUGCCCGAUUUGCCUCACCAGGUUGAGAUAAACCUAGCACAGGCUUUUGGAUGGGCCCUCAGGUCCGAGUCGGAGAAAUUCAAGAAUGAAAUUACGGAGGCGGAGUCCACAGCGGACGGCAUAGUGAUAAAUAGCUUCGAUGAUUUGGAGCCUUGGUAUAUCGAGAGCUAUCGGAAGGCCAAGGGGAAGAACGUUUGGACGAUUGGGCCGCUGUGUCUCUACAACAAGGAUUUUGGCGAUAAGGCCAUGAGAGGGAACGAAGCAUCCGUCGACGGGCAUGCUGUGACAAAAUGGCUCGACUCCAUGGAGCCAGGAUCCGUCCUCUAUGUUGGUUUCGGAAGUAUUGGACGCGCACGGCCUUUGCAACUAAUCGAGAUAGCGUGCGGUUUGGAGGCGUCAAACCGGCCAUUCAUCUGGGUGAUCAAGGAGGUGGAGAUGACCCCCGAAGUAGAGAAAUGGAUGUCAAAGGGAUUCGAGGAGAGGACAAGCUCGAGAGGUCUCAUAAUAAGAGGGUGGGCACCGCAGAUGGUGAUAUUAUCUCACUCCGCGGUGGGAGGAUUCUUGACUCAUUGCGGGUGGAAUUCAGCACUGGAGGCGAUCGCAGCAGGAGUGCCAUUGAUAACAUGGCCUCAGUUUGCCGACCAAUUCUUGAACGAGAAGUUGCUCGUGGAUGUUCUGGGAAUCGGCGUGCCGGUUGGAGUGAAGGUGCCGAUCACUCAUUUAAGCGAGGAUGAUGGAGUGAUGGUGAGGAGGGAUGACAUAGUGAAUGCGGUGUCGAGAUUGAUGGAUGGAGAGGAAGGGGAACCGAGCAAAAUGAGGGUUACGAAGCUGCAGCAGAAAGCUACAAUGGCAAUGAACGAAGGAGGAGGAUCAACCUACGCGAACAUGGCAAACUUGAUACAGUACUUCCGGGAGCAUGGAAAUUAACAAGGAACUAUAGAUUGGUUUUGUUUUGUCUACACAAAUUUCGAGUGAUAUAUGUUGUUUGAAAUAGAUUAGACGUAUCCAGCAUGUAAUUGUCUGUCGUGUGUUUUAAUACGUUCAAAAUGGUCGUUGAAGUUUAGUGAUUCAGCUGUCUGUUAACUUGAUUUUCUUUUUAUAUUUUUUUUCGUGGAAGGACGCAUGACCGUGAUGACUUGUUGAAAAGAUAAUUUGGGCGAUCAUGCAGUCCUGUGUUUCUCUCUUUCCACUGCAAUAUAUCUAGUCUGUAUGCUGGAUUUUUCAGAUCCUCUAGUCCUGUGUUUCUGUCUCUUAGAAUUGUAUAUAUCCGG